AUGCUCUCUGCCCUCUUGCACCUCCCCAGGCGUGGACUGGCGCACGAUGGCCUGAGUCUGGACAAGGUCAUGGUAGACUCGGACGGGCACUGCCGGCUGACUAGGAAGUCUGCGAAACAUGCACGGGAGCGGGAAAUCUUCAAGUCGUUGUGCUACCUGAGCCUUGUCAUGGCCGUCGGCGCCCUCCCUACGCCGCAGUGCGACAUGUUCUGCUACAGGCUACUGGCGAUAGAGGCGGUGACUCAGAAGCCGUGUUGAAUGUGAGCCAUGGUAGCGGAGUACAGAGGGUAUCAUCACUCGAAGCCAUCGCUGGCGAAGGAGCUGGCAGACCUGAUGGCGGCGGGUCGCUGCUGAUUCAGCAACACCGUGAUACACGGUCGCAUGGCAGUGUCCUAUGAUGCGCCGCUAUGUGACGCGGUGUUCCGCCUGCUGUCACUCGAUGUGUCGGCACGAUCGACAGUGGUGGAGAUGCGGGAGACUUUGAAGGCAGCGCUGGCACGCGAUAGCCUCGUCGUAGGCGAGAAUGAAAUGAAGUCGAUAUCUGAGCUACACCAGGGGGGCAGUGACGGGCGUGCAGGACAGCGGAACGGAUGGUGA
This is a messenger RNA of Leishmania braziliensis MHOM/BR/75/M2904, 597 nucleotides long. Lineage: Eukaryota; Euglenozoa; Kinetoplastea; Trypanosomatida; Trypanosomatidae. The record is from the annotation of a RefSeq genome assembly.